Entrophospora candida is the source of this 849-nucleotide messenger RNA. The record is from the annotation of a GenBank genome assembly. NCBI's taxonomy places the organism in Eukaryota, Fungi, Glomeromycota, Glomeromycetes, Entrophosporales, Entrophosporaceae.
AUGGGCGUUAUUGAUAAUCGUGGAGUACCUGAAGAACCUGUUGUUUCCAAAAAGUCAGAACAAUUUUAUGAAAAAAAGUUGAUUAUCAAAUAUAUAGUUGAAACUGGAAAGAAACCUGUGACUGAUGAAGAUUUAUCUGAGGAAGAUCUAUUAGAAUUUACAUUAGUAAAUAUCAAAGUUCAACCACCUGCAGAUAUGUCUAUGUCUGAGACACAAGAGAUGCAGGGAUGUAAAAAAAGAAAGCCACCACCAAAUCUUACACCUGCUGAUACAAUCAAAACAUUUACUCAAAUUUCUACAAUUCCAGCUUUACACAAUUCCUCAAUGCCUGGAAUAUUAUUAUAUAUGGAUUUACAAAAGAACGUAGAUCAAACAGAAAAAUUAGUUUUAACAGGUGGCGUUGACAAAAAAGCAUUGAUUUAUAAUUGUAAAGAAGCAAGCACCGAUAAAAGUGUUAGAAAUUGGAAUAAUACCAAAGAAGGAUAUAAAGCAUCCAUUACCAUUUCAAUAAACAAUGCAGAAGUUACUGAAAAUAGUGAUGUAAAAGGUGGAACAGGUACAAAUGAUUCAAUUGUUAGAAUCUGGGAUAUAAAAGCACAACAAAAUGUUACAACAAUCGAAGGACACACAAGAAAAGUCAAAUCAUUGUCAUUUUCAAAAAAUGUAUAUUACUUGGCAACAAGUUCAAAUAAUGAAAAAAAAGAAUUACAUGACUUAUCAAAUCUUUUGCUUUCAAUGCAAAAAGAUAUCAAUACAUAUCUAACAGAUCAAAUGAAAAUAACUGGUGAUGAUUAUAAGGAUGUUGAAGAAAUGGAGGAGGAAGAAGAGGGAGAUGAAAAACUUAAUUAA